UUUCACAGCUCAGGUACUUAACAACAUGACUCAAAACAUUCAAGUUCACAGUUCACCAUGUUUAAGGUUUGGUGGGCAGGAGCAGGCAAGGGCAAAUAGUCAGGGUGUGACUCCUGACUCCUGUCUUGCUGAUCUCACACAAAAACAAUUGUAAUGAUCUCACUUCAAUUCUGCAAAACUAUGAUGAAAACUGGUCUGAGGUCUUGGCUCUGAAGAAGAAACAUGACAAAUCUGAUCAGUUAAAACACAAACAAACUGAACUUAAACAAAUCUCAACAAAACUGCAGUCAGCCACUUUUGACUUGGAGCACAUCUUUAGAGAAAUGGGAAAAAUCUUCAGGGGUGCCUUCAUGCAGCUGGUCAAAGUGUCAGAGGACAUGAAGAAAGACUUUCAGUUUGACUAUGUUCUAGUGCUGGACACUGAGGGACUGCGUACUCUUGAGUUGGAUGGAAAGAGACGCCUGCAAGAAAAACUGGACCAGAUGGCUCACCUAGCUGCCAAAGAAGAGGUGUGUGAUGCAGAGUGUUUCAGUGACGUCAUUGCAUUUGAUGUGCAAAAAGAUGUAAAGUACUUUGCCUCUGACCUGUGGAACGCCCUGAUGAAUGAACAUUUUGUUUUCAGUUUCAAAAACGCACUUGAAAUUGCAGCAUACAGAAAACUUGAGGUCCAGUACGGGAACUGGACCCAGAUCCUGAGAAGCACCUUGUUGACCAUUGAAAAUAAUGUUUAUACUGAAAUGGAAAAUGGAAAACUUGAAAAGGUUCAGCUCAAUUUUCUUAUUAAAGAAAUGAGCAAAACCUAUGAAGGAGUCAAAAAAGAAAUGACAGCGUACUUUGAUGAUGACAGAGACAAAGCAAUGUUGGUUCAGUGGCGAGGAUGAUUUGAAAUCAAGUUUCAUGAUGAACAGGUGAGAGGAGAGAAAAGAAAACUGGAUGAAGUUAUCCAGCAGAAAAAUGCUUGUAAAAAGCUGGAUGAUAAGAAGACAGAGUUUGAGAAAAAGCUGCUGCAGAAGAGCAAAGAGCUCGCUCAUCAGUUAAAGGACAAGGCAAAAGAUGAAGAGGAACUUGAAAAGCAGUUCAACUCUGUUUGGAGAGACUGGGUGAAUGAACUAACUGCAGAUACAAAACCUAUUGAAGACAUCAACUUGGGAGACGAGAAAUUUUCAUUUUCAAUCAUUAAAGGUCACAGUUUUGAACCUGACAUGAUAAAUGAAAUGAAAAAGAAUGGAAAAUACAAAUCCAUUUCAAAUUCAAAAGACUAUGAUUGCUAUGUAGGAAAACACAAAUGUUUAUGGGGUUUAGUCCAAGUUAACACUGCUCUGAUUCAUUUUUUUUAAUUUGUUUUAUUAAAUCAAAAUAUGUGAAAUUUUACGUUUUUAAAUUGAGUUUUGAUGAAGUUCAUGAGAGACAUGCUGUCAGAAAUUCUAAUAUCUACUUUUUUACAGCAGAUAAUGGACGGUGUAUUUCUUUAACCCAUGUAACUAUUUUCUAAAAAUCACAUCUGAAAAUCCUGUCAAACUAUUUUUUUUUGUUUGUUUUUUUGUAUAUCUUAUGUCUUUACAAGUAUUUGAAGUGUUCAACUCAAUCUCAUUUUAAACAAUCUGUUAUUAUAUCUACAGCAAUAGUUAGUUAAUUUUUUGUUUAAGUAGAAUCUUAAUCUGUCCAAGUUUUUCUGAUGUCCAGGCUUAAUGUAAAGAAUGUAAGUCAUGUUAGAAAAUAUUUCUAAAAGAUUUUACCAUCUAUUAAUAAUUUUGUGACAACACAAAAAGCUUUGUUGAGUUCAAACUUUCAUGUUAUUAAUGAACACAAUGAGUUAUAAUAAAAUAAUUACUUCAUAUCUACUGAAACACCAUGUUUCUUUUUGUUUCUCUAAUAACAAAGUCUUAAUUUACACCUUUAAUUCUUGCCUCCCACCCCCCAACCCCACCUACCCACCCGACCCACUCCUUUUAAAACCCACACCUCCAAUUUGUUAUCGAUUCAAAGACUCAAGUUCAAGCUGAAAUAACCCCGAUGACAUCAGUUUGACAUGUCCAGUGUUAUUUUCUCAGACAUAAUACAAUUGUAUUCCUUGUGAAAAAUAAAAUGGACUUCAUGAGCAAAACUAUAAUGGCCCUUU
This is a messenger RNA of Lates calcarifer (barramundi perch), 2119 nucleotides long. Its product is annotated as interferon-induced very large GTPase 1-like. Gene Ontology annotation, molecular function: GTP binding. The record is from RefSeq and is a predicted model, not a curated record. Lineage: Eukaryota; Metazoa; Chordata; Actinopteri; Centropomidae.